Molecule: messenger RNA, 7387 nt
Organism: Biomphalaria glabrata
Lineage: Eukaryota; Metazoa; Mollusca; Gastropoda; Planorbidae
Product: nicotinate phosphoribosyltransferase-like
Exons: 15
Coding region: 290-1984 (564 amino acids)
Biological process (GO): NAD+ biosynthetic process
Molecular function (GO): nicotinate phosphoribosyltransferase activity
Source: RefSeq, a predicted model, not a curated record
GUCAGGCCCUGAAACAACUACUCUUUUUUUUUUCGCGGAAUUUAAUUUUCUAUUUCAUUUCGAAAUGUAUUUAGAUCUAAAAUGGUGUUAGAUCUAUACAAGAAAACGUACAUGAGCUUUAAAAUUUAAUCUACAUUUUUGUUUUAUUAUCCUCAAAAGCUAGAGGCUAAUAGUUCAUUAAUUACAGUGUCUUAAAUAGCAUUACAUUAAUAACUUUGUUUCUGAAUAGACUACAUGUGUAAACUUUUUAUAGUAACAGCCUAAACAAAACGAGAGCAACCAAAGCAAAAUGCCACGUUCGGGGGACUCAUUAUUUCAAUUAACGCCUAAAGAAGGAGAACCGAAACAUUCAAAAGUUGCAAUAAUGAGCAGAUCUAGUAAUGGCGUAGUUCAAGCUCUAUUAACUGAUUUAUAUCAGAUUACUAUGGCUUAUGCUUACUGGAAGAGUGGCAAGAUGGAUGACAUCUCUGUGUUUGACCUCUACUUUAGAAGAAAUCCAUUCCAGGGAGAGUUCACGAUAUUUGCAGGAUUAGAAGAAUGUAUCAAGUUGAUGCAGAGCUUUCACUUUUCUGAAAGUGAUAUUGAAUACCUCAAGACUGUGCUACCUUCUAAAACUGAUCCUAAGUUUUAUGAUUAUCUGGCCUCUCUAUCAGCCAAUGACAUCACAUUGUCGGCUGUUCCAGAAGGGGAGGUCGUUUUUCCAAAGGUUCCUCUCAUCACCAUCACAGGUCCUUUGGCUGUAGUUCAGUUGUUGGAAACUCCUCUGUUGAAUUUGGUCAACUAUGCCAGUUUAGUUGCUACCAACGCUGCCAGAUUUAGAAUGGCAGCAGGUCCAGAAACAACAUUACUUGAAUUUGGUCUGAGGCGAGCACAGGGACCUGAUGGUGGUCUAUCAGCAUCAAGAUAUUGUUAUCUUGGAGGAUUUGAUGGUACAAGCAAUGUCCUUGCUGGAAAGAUGUUUGGUAUUCCUGUCAAAGGGACUCAUGCACAUGCAUAUGUAACAUCAUAUAUCACCUUGGAAGAUCUUAAAAUAAAGACUUUAACAUCUCUUGAUGGAAGCAGUGAGUUUAAUUUCAUAGACCUUUGUUUAAAAUAUCAAAAAGAACUUGCAGGAGUUAUAGGUUUUUUGCCAGACCAAGUUAUGGCCGGGGAACUUGCAGCUUUUAUUUCCUAUGCACAAGCAUUUCCUGAAGGAUUUUUAGCCCUGAUAGACACAUAUGAUGUACUCAAGAGUGGCCUUCCCAACUUCUGUACUGUGGCUAUGGCCUUGAAUGAUCUUGGUUACCAGGCCCGAGGUAUACGACUGGACAGUGGUGACCUUUCCUAUUUAUCCAAUGAAGUAAAGGCUCGGUUUGUUAAAGUGGCUAACCAUUACAGUUUGCCAUGGUUUGAGAAAUUGACUAUUGUGGCCAGCAACGAUAUCAAUGAAGACACAAUUCAUUCAUUAAACCAGCAGGGUCACAGUAUCAACUGUUAUGGUAUAGGCACCCAUUUAGUCACUUGUCAAAAACAGCCUGCUCUUGGAUGCGUUUUCAAGUUAGUACAAAUCAAUAAAAAAGCUCGAAUCAAGUUGAGUGAGGAUGUGGAUAAAGUUACUAUUCCUGGCAUGAAGAAUGUCUACAGACUGUAUGGUGCUGAUGGUACAGCGCUAGUUGACCUACUGCAAGACUCAUCAGAAGUGCCACCAAAACAAGGAGAUCGAGUUCUGUGUCGGCACCCUAUACAGGAAUCUAAGAGAGCCUAUGUGAUACCAGCUUCAGUGAGAGCUCUGCAUGAAAUUUGGUGGCAUGAUGGGAAGGUUAUGAAGCCUUUGCCAACACUAACAGAGUUACGAGAAAAAACUAAGCAAUCUCUCCGAACUAUAAGACAAGAUCAUAAAAGGGCAUUGAAUCCUACGCCUUAUAAGGUGUCUGUCAGUUCAUCUCUCUACACAUUUAUCCAUGAGCUUUGGUUGGAGAGUGCCCCAAUAGGAGAAUUAUUUUAGAACCCAGUGGUAAUACAAUCCAUGUUUGUAUUUUAUAUUUAUUUCAUCACUGCUGACAUACAAAUAGUAUUGAUGUCAUAUCUAGAUGAGAUAUAAGAAAGCUUUGAAAAUUAAAUGAAAAAACCUAAUUAAUCUUUUUAAAAUUUUCUUAUGUACCAAAUAGUUCUUUCUUCAGAGUAGCUUUAAGCAAAUUAAGCAAAUUUCUAAAAUUAAUUUCAUAUAAUUGAAUUUUUUUAAAAUUUAUUUUGUUAUUGUUUUUUUGUUUUUUUUUGUAAUGUUUUAACUCUUAGUAAAAAAAUACUUUUUAGUUGUAUAACUUUCUUUGAUAUUGAGAAUUGUUUUCAACUGAUUGUGUUACAUUUUAGAAGCCAUUUUGUUUUUUACAAUUUGCUAGCUGUAGGCUAGUUUACUUGUGAUAUGUUGUAUUUAAAGCCAUAAAACCCUGUCCAUUUGUACAAAACUGCAUCAAAUAGUUACGCACAUCAAAACUUUUGCUUCUUGCUUUUCUGUUUUUUAUAUUUGUCAUUGUUUAUAUAGCUUGUUGUUUAAAACAAAAACAUUUCUGUUAUGUUUUAAUCUUGCAAUUUUAUUAGUGCACUCUCCAAACCCAAGCCCCUAAACAUGGUCAAAUACUUUGUUUUUUAUCCAGACAUUAUUUCAAGUUUUCCAUAUGUGAUGAUGAUCUACAUAUCCAUUUGGUGAUGAGAAAAUAAAAUUUUGUUUGGUCACACGACAAAGCAAAUCUAUAAGUUAUACAAUAUUUGACAAAUUUUUAGCAUUGGCAUAUGAGAAAACUUUUUAAAAAUUGUGUUUUGUUUAAAUUAUUAUAUUAUGUCUUCUAUUGUGUUAUGAAGGUAAUUAUGGUUCUACAAUUGUUUUUCUUCUUUUUGGAAAAGUAGAGGUUAUUAGUUGAGGGGCACCUUGCAUUCAGACCUUACCACUUAACUUCUCAUUUGUUUUUUCUGGUAAACUAUUAUCUUAGGUCAUUUUUGUAGUUAAUAUUUGUUAUUAGGUUGUAAUAAAUUUCGGUAAGAGAUCUUGUGAUUUGAUGAAAUGCAUUCAAGUAGAGAUCUGUUAUUAUUGUUGAUAUUUUUUUUUUCUAGCAUUCUUUAAAAUUAGUUGAGGUUUCCCUUAAAACUCUUGCUGUCCCUGUGUAGAUAGUUAACAUAGACUUCAUAGCAAACCAUACACUUCUAGCUGAGAUCAAGCACUUUUUUUGGAGUAGAGACUUGGGUGCAUUCCAACAAUCGAAAGUAAAAAUCUUACCAGUCCCACCAGGCGACUGAGAUUGUUUAGCCACAUUUUUCUUAAGACUAGAACCCAAAGUUUUGUGACCUGUUUGAUACUUCAUUUUUUUUAGAGGGCUUUACUAGCAAGCCUCUGGACAAUUGUAACUACUCUUUCAUUUUAUUGAAUCAUACUAAGUAGUAGAACUUCUUUAACUAGUUUCCACACAAAUCAAUACAUAGUCAAGCGAUUUUUCUGUUGUCUUGCUAUUCAAUGGAGACAAAACUUCCCUGUAUUCUACUUGUGAGUCUGUUAGGCCUGACCAUUCAUCCCAAUGGUUUUAUACUAGAUAGUCUGUAGCAGCCAGAAUGCUUAAAAACAUUUUGAACAUUUCUAACAUAGUAUAUUUAUCAAUGGUGUUGAAAGUACUUUGCAGAAAGUACUUUAUUUUUUAAAUUCAAUAUAUUUUUCUAAGCUACCACCACAUAUCUGUCAGUGUUUCACAUAUUUUUUUAUUCAUAAUGAUGCAUUUAAUUUUGUUAAAUUUUUAAACAUUUAUUUCAAGUUUAGUUGUAUUUCAUAUAAGCUUAUUAUCAUGGACCUUGAGGAGUCUGAGCAUUAUUUUUCUUUUUUUGACGUUUUUAUUUUUUAUUUUGGCUUAAACAGAAACCAUGUUUUCAUCACUUCUUUGUUCAGGUUUCCUUGAUCUAGAGGGCAAGGGGGCUGGAGUUCAAAUCUCAAGGAUGUUGUUUGCUGAAUGCCUAAAGGCAACACAUAAACCUUCUCCCAGAUAUAUCCCCCCCUCCCCUCACUGGUCCAUACCACACUGAGCAUGUUAAAAGCAGGAAAUAAGUGCUAUAUAGAAGCAGCUACAAAAAUAAAAAGAGAAUUUUAACGGUGUGAUUGUUUUCUUGUGACAAAUUGAGUCUGACCGUUAAGGAAAUUUUAUGAAUUAUCUGUCUUUAAGUUGUCACAAACAUAUUUUGCUACACUCAAAUAUUAUAUUGGUCUUGAUUACUCGGUUCAACUAUAAUUUUAUCAUAGCUUCUAGUAAUAGUAUUGUAUCAUGCUAACACUGUAAACUUUGCCAUAUCUCUAGUGAAAUCCAUACAAAUUAAUCAUUUUUUAUCUCUUUAUAAAUAAAACUUUAAAAAAAAAAGGGAAAGUUGUUAAUCAGGCAGGGUCCCAUCUCUCAAUAUGUGGGAAAUUCAGUGGAAGGAAAAAUAUAGCUUUUUUUUUUUUUUUACAAAAUUUUAUUACUUCAUUAUUUUUUUCUUUUAAUCUGAAUUAUUAUUUUAUUAUUCUAACAAGUAAAAAUAAUAUUAAUUCAUAUUCUGAUGAAUUCUAAAUGCUUGUGUUCAAAACCAUAUCAUUUUUUGAAUAAAUUUCACAAAAUAUUUAAUAUAUUUCGGAUUGGUCUAGCUUUAUAUUAUACCAAAAAAAAAAGGAGUUUUAAAAUAAUUUUUCUUGUUCAUAAUAUCACAAUCAAGUUUAAUAUACCUUUAAUUUUUUUUUUUCCAACCUUUUGUAAAUUUUAUAUAGUCAUAUAGAGUUUCAAUCUUUUUUCAUAUUUUGUUUCUUUAUGAUGGCAUUCAUAUACUUACCACUACAUGUGUUUAUUGUGAAAACAAUCUCCUUUAUUUUAUGUGAAAAUCUAGUCUUUUCAACAACUAUUCUGCACCUACUAAAUCAAAAUAUACAUUUCUUUAAGUAAUCUCUUGACUUCAGAUCUGCAUGAAAAAAAAAAUUAAAAAUUUUAUGUUGUGGAGGUUUUUUUUCUCUUCCAAAACUAUCAUCAUGUGUGAGGCAUGUAAAUAAAAAUAUUAUGUGUAUAUUUUGAAUGAAACACAAAGUAGAUCUUGUUUUUUAAUGUAAAUUUGUGUUCAAUUACAAUUUAUAGUUUUCUUCCAAAUACAGCCUGGAUUUAUUUCAAUGUUCAUUUAUUGCCAAGUUCAAAUGUUUCAAUUCAAAAAAUAUUUAAAAAAAAAACUAUGACCGAGUCAGACAGAUUUCUAUUGAUAUAUAGGGCAGUGAAUGUUAAUAUUAUUCUUUUUCUGUUCCGAUUGGAGCAUGAAGGCAUGUUGGUUGAGUGGUAAAACACUUGGCUUCUGAACCAAGGGGUCCAGGGUUUGAAUCCUGUUGAAGACUGGUAUUUUUUAUUUCAUGAUCUGCAAGUCCACUUAGACAUUAGUUGCAUAAAAGCAAAGGUGGUUGGUUGUUGUGUUGGACACAUGACACCCUCUUUAACCAUACCAUGGACCACAGAAUCAGAUGACCUUUACAUCAUCUGCCCAAGGUCUGAAAAGGGAACUUUACAAUAGAAGAAUGUUAUUCGUUAUUGUAAUAUCUUUAUGAGAUGCUCAUCAUAAUUUAGACCCUAAAUCUUUUCUGUUUUGACCAUUUUUAGACACAAACUGUCCCAUGAAGUGUUUCACAUUGUUCAAGUCUGACUAAUGACUUUGUAAUUUUGUUAUGCAUUGGUGUUAUCAGUUUGUAAUUUUUAUUUUUUUUACUUGUUCUAAAAAAAACAUGAAUUUAUAAAGAGCCAAAACCAAUAAUAUGGAACCUAUUCAUAAACCUUUAAACAUUUUUAAGGUUUUAAUUUGGAAUACUAUACACAUUUUAUUAUACAAGCUGGCAUAAUAAAUCAAUUUUGACUUUUUUUUUUAAUCAGCUGAUAUCUGGCAAACAUUACUUACAGUUGCAAUAUGAUUCAAAUAAUUUAAACUGAUGGAUAUGAUAUUGCUCAGGAGACAGCUUCUGUCAAAAAGAAAGUAUUUCCUGUGCUUUAUUUUGAAAAAAGCUUUGUUAUUUGCAUAGAGUUUUCUGUUUCCUGACAUUGUUUUUGUUUUUGCACUGACCCAUGUAUGAGACGCCAUGCCUGCUAUUUAUUCCUGUAUUGUUGAUAAUGCCUUUGGUUUGAAAUGACUGAAUACAUUCAUUCUACUUGUUCCAAUAUUUGGGACAAGCAAGGGUAGGUCACCCAUGUCCUUUAUUUAUUGUUAUUAUUAGACAAACUUUUAUUUAGAACCAAUUGUCUGAACAUUCUAGUUUGACCUUAAGAGUAGAUGAUGUUGACAUCAGUAAGAGAUGUGUUUAUAUUUAGAACCAACAAAUGUCCAAACAUUCUAGUUUUACUUACCUUAAGUGUAGAUGAUGUUUACACCAGCAUGUGAUGUGCUGAUAAUAAAUAAAUUUGUUUUAACCUUUAUUUAUCUACAUUGUAUACAUUACAAAGUAAUAGAUCUAUUGACAAAUAACCUAACACUAUUGAUUGUAUUUCAUCUAGCUAGUACAGUGUAAUAAGGAAGUAAAAAAAAGUAAUAGGACUCCAAUAAAAAAAUCAACUGACAUUUCCCUUGGCCCCUUUCACUGCCACAAACGCACAAACUUUUUUCCUAUGUACAUCAAUCUCAAAUUUUAUACAUUUCAGGGUAAGGCAUACCUAUAUUAAAAAAAAAAUCUAAAUCUAGACAUUUUUAUCAUUACUAAAAAAAAAAAAUUAAUCAAUAUACUAAAAAUGUUGCCCUUUCAUCUUUUUAGAAUUUGAUCAUUUCCCUAUGACAUGUCAUAAUAUUUCUUUUAAUGAAUACCCAGAAAUCACACAAAAGUAGAGUUGAAUUAUGGGAAAUUUCCCGUAGAGUCUACUUCAGGUGUAAAAUAUAAGGGAUAAGUGAAUUUGUGUUGUAUUUCGAACUGAAAAAAAAUUCUUUUGGGUACCGCAAAGAGAGAACUUGGACUCACUGACUAUUUAAUGACUAUUGUCUUUUUUACUAUCAUAAUUGUACCAUAAAAUAAUGGGUUCAUUAAAACAUAUUUAUAUAAAUUUCUAGAUCUAUGUCAAUGGGUGUGACAUACAAUUUUGAUUUAAUCUCAAACAAUAAAAUAUUGCAACACGAAUUCACCGACCUAUAUGUCUAUUAUUGUUGCUCCCCUUAUAUACACUUAAUGAUCAUAUCAUAUGGAGAGGCUUAAGGCUGUGUAAACUUCACAAUUCAAAUACAUUUAAACUUGCUGACUUCAGAAAAUCUGUGAAUAUCUGGACCUUAAUUCUUGACACAAGUUCUUAUCUAACACUUAUACAAAUUAUACAGACUUGAGAUACAAUUAUAUUUGACUUUGGUAAUCAGAGAUUGCUUGUUUAUGUCUAGUAAAUAAAUAGCUAUUUAAUUUAUA